CUCAUCUGGGGGUACGAGAGUGCAGCCAUAGUGAUAUGUAUGUAGCAUAUCUGCAUGGAGCAAUGUCGGGGCUUGUGAAAAGAGAGUCUGACAUUUUCCCUUACCCUGAGUUCAAUCCAAGAACAACUCAACUUCUAAUUGAGCUUACACAACAGCACUGGGAUCAGUACAAAAUAAACAAAACUCAGUUUUAUCAAAUGCUGCACGGUGAAUUCCUUGCGCACGGAUACAAUAUUUCGGCACAAAAGAUCAGGAAAAAGUGGAAUAAUCUGCUUGUCACUUACAAGCGAACAAAAGACAGAACCAGGUUGUCAGGCGAAACGAGGAUUACUUGGGAGUACUUUGAGGCCCUCGACAGCAUUCUGUCGCAAACAGUGGGAGCGCCGGCGAUAUCGAGGGCCGCCCUCUCCACGGCGCUCUUUCCAGCAGUUUCCGAGCAGCCCCCGGCACCGGCGCUCGUCUCCCCCUCCCCGGUACCGUGUACGCCCGUUCAUUCGCUCACCCGGUACCCCGACGGACGAGGAAGCCACACAGACUCCUGUGUCACCACUGCACCGACGACGUCACGGCAGCACGGCGCAGAGAGCGGCAGGAGGAGGAGCGCGUCGCCGGAUGCCACUGACAUGUUUUUGGAGAACUACGAAGAGCACGCGCUGCGACGCACAAAAGUCCUGGAGAGCCUGGCCAACAGACACGCGCGGAGAAACCUCGUGGCGGAAAGACGGCGGGAAAGCAGGGAGAUGAGGAGGGAGAAGAGGGAGGAGGACAUGCUGGCCUGUUUGAAGGACGUGUCUUCAAGUCUCCGCCACAUUUCAGAGCAACAAGACCGCAUCAUAGCUCUGCUGGAAAAAAGACCCUAAUUUGUGCCUCUGAUUAGUUUUGCAUGUGUGCACUUGUAAAUAUUUAAUACAAAUGUAGAUUAUUUUUAAUCGGCAUAGCUCAAGUCAAAGUGUUUGGCUUGGAAGUCAGGGCUGAUCUUGUUUUUGUGGCGUCUCGGCUUGUUAACCCAACUCUUAAGUUAAAAAAGGGAAGUUGCAUAGGAAUAUGAGUGGGUUAAUGAUGAAUUGGCAUUUCUCAACAGAUUAAAUCAAUACCCACAGUGUUCUUUUAAAACCCAGAUCCUACUUCCUUGUUAUAUUUCGAGGCAAUAUAAUUAAAGUGAAGUUAAAAGAAAGUAAGAUCUGUCUCUUCGACUUACCUAUUCAAUGGCCAUGUCUGAAACAGCCUUCUAAGUACUGUGUCCUCAAAAUAUGUACUGCUACAAAAUAUCUACUAAACAUACUGGCUACUUAUUUUAGUAUGCCAUCUGCUCUCAAAUGCAGACCAGUACACUGGAUCUCUAAAUGUAGUGUACCUAAAAUCCCCAGAUCAUAUACAUUUUUGCUGAGUGUAUUCAGGAGCACACUUUCCAGUAAUCCAUACUUUUCAGGAGGUCCCACUGAGAGGAAGAGGCAGAGCCAAUAAUAUGACCAUCUGCUAAAGGAAGGUAAUGGUUAGCAAUCGUUAGCUGUGAAGUUCUUUUCGCAGUUGGAUUGUAUCUCUUUUUUAGCAAAUGGAUUGUAGCUCCUAAUGUAGCUGAAAGUUACAUUCUUCUUUUGUGUCAUUUGUUAACAGUAUUGUCUCUUUUCCACUUCUUUCGGAACAGUGUUGUGCAGUUUUGGCUAAUUACUUCUACUGCUUAUCCAUUAAAGAUUAGGUUAAUUGUAUUCAUACUA
This is a messenger RNA of Conger conger (European conger), 1715 nucleotides long. RefSeq lists its product as uncharacterized. NCBI's taxonomy places the organism in Eukaryota, Metazoa, Chordata, Actinopteri, Anguilliformes, Congridae. Gene Ontology annotation, biological process: positive regulation of DNA-templated transcription. The record is from RefSeq and is a predicted model, not a curated record. Gene Ontology annotation, cellular component: nuclear body. The transcript has 2 exons. Bases 36 to 860 code for a protein of 274 amino acids.